ACCAAGCUCAUAUCUAAAAGCCUUUGUAAGUAAUAAAAAUUAUUUUUUCUAAAGUUACAUAGCUGAGAUAAUAUAUAGCAAUAUGGGUGUUUUCACAUACGAAAACGAAGUAACCUCAGUGGUUCCUCCAACUAAAUUCUUUAAAGCAUUUAUUCUUGAUGCUGACAACCUUUACUCUAAGAUUAUCCCAAGUCAUCCUCAAACUGAAAUUGUUGAAGGAAAUGGUGGCCCUGGAACUAUCAAGAAGAUCACCUUCAGCCAUGGAGGGGAAUUGAAAACCAUAGCGCACAGGCUGGACGUAGUGGACGAAGCAUCAUUGACGUACAAAUAUACGGUGUUAGAAGGAGACCUUAUUUCAGAAACUAUUGACCAAAUUGUUAAGGAAAUUAAGGUAACGGAGGGUCCUGACGGAGGUUCCAUUUUGAAGAGCACUAGCGUUUACCACACCAAAGGAGACAACCAGCUCGACGAGGGAAAACUCAAAAUCGGCGAAGAAAAGGGAUUGGCUCUUCUCAAAGCCGCCGAGGCCUACCUCUUGGCCAACCCCGCCGAAUACAACUAAUUAUAAAACCAAAUCUAUAAAUAAAUAUAUGCAUUGUGUUAGCCUUCUUCUGAUAAGGGGCAUUGGAGUGUGUGUUGUGUCAAUUUGUAUGCUUCUGAGUUGUGGGUGAAUUGUGAUUUUCAAAGGGUAAAAAAAAUGUUAUGUUCAAGUUGUAUUAUUGGUUUCAAUAAAAUGAGUUGGCCUUAUUAUAUUUUGAUA
Molecule: messenger RNA, 760 nt
Organism: Cucumis sativus (cucumber)
Lineage: Eukaryota; Viridiplantae; Streptophyta; Magnoliopsida; Cucurbitales; Cucurbitaceae
Product: major allergen Pru ar 1
Exons: 2
Coding region: 83-562 (159 amino acids)
Biological process (GO): abscisic acid-activated signaling pathway; defense response
Cellular component (GO): cytoplasm; nucleus
Molecular function (GO): signaling receptor activity; abscisic acid binding; protein phosphatase inhibitor activity
Source: RefSeq, a predicted model, not a curated record